AUGAUUGAAAAUAACAUAUUAUUUAGCGCUACUACCGUUCAUUUAGAACAUAUCACUACAGCUUUAAGCUGCUUGGUACCAUUUGGAUUAAAACAAGAUAUACUCAUAAUUAUAGAUGAAGAUGGGCUAUCAUUUGCCACGGAAAAUAAUCAUAUCAUCAAAAUACAUUUGUUUUUAUCAAAAGAACUAUUUAUGAUGUACAGUUAUGAUAAGGCCAAACAACCUUAUACUAAGGUUUGCGUUAAAUUGAACCAUAUUCUUGAUAGUGUUAAUAUAGUUAAUAGGGAUUAUUCAAAUACUAAUAGUACUAAUGGUAAUAACAGUGGUGGUAUCAUAAGUAAUAAAGAUGAUGUAGUCGAGUGUACGUUAUCAUACAAUGGAGAAGGUACACCAUUUGUCUUUAUUUUUGAAGACUCUAUGAUUACCGAGAGAGUAGAAUACUCCACGUAUUUAAUAAGAGAUUUAGAUACCACCGGCUUGGAGUUAGAUGUCGAAAAUUUAGAAUUUGAGUGUAUUAUCAAGGGAGAUGUUCUACAUAAUGCAUUACUAGAUUUGAAAGAAUUGGAUUGUAAAGAAUGCUUUCUCUAUGUGAGCUUAAAUUCUAAUUAUAGCACAGGUAGGAAAAUGGCAGUGGUGGCACUCAUUGCUAAAAAUGACCAACUAGGGGUAUCUAAAAUUUUGUUGCCAAGCGAAAAAUCUAUUAUAGAAAAAUUAGAAAUUUAUGAUAGAAAUGAUCCCACAGUUAUAGCCUCUGAUAUUCCUUCUAUCUGUUCUUUUAACUUUAAUAAUUUUGAUAAGAUAAGAAAAAGCGUUAAAGUAGCUAGUAAAGUAUUGAUACGGAAAGAUCAUAAGGGUUUAGUGAAUAUAAAUAUAUUGAGUCAAACAAAUGAUUUGUUGAUUUCAGACAUCAAACGAAAAUCAGGAGGCGUCACAAAAAACAGAAAUAGCAACAACAACAACAACAACUAUAAUAAUAAUAGUAACAAUGUUUUGCCUAAGGAUUACCCAGGUAUUGUUAUUGAUAUCAGUAUUUUAGAAAAUUCCACCGAAAUAGACUUUGGAGAAUUACAAUUGGUCAUGGCCGAUAACGCCAGCCUUUACAACCCCUCGUUGAUGAUGCAAUCAAUUAAAAGGAAACGCAUUUAUGAUCCUUCCGCAAGUGGCUAUUUUACUACAUCUCAAAAACAAAGGAAGUCUUCAUCAAAGCAAUCGGACAGCAAAAAUUCAGAGGUUCCCUUAUUCUUUUGA
Messenger RNA from Saccharomycodes ludwigii, 1248 nucleotides. It is a transcript of the gene RAD17, whose product is annotated as Rad17p. The coding region runs from base 1 to 1248 and encodes 415 amino acids. The record is from RefSeq and is a predicted model, not a curated record. Gene Ontology annotation, biological process: reciprocal meiotic recombination; DNA damage checkpoint signaling; double-strand break repair. Gene Ontology annotation, cellular component: checkpoint clamp complex. The transcript has a single exon. NCBI's taxonomy places the organism in Eukaryota, Fungi, Ascomycota, Saccharomycetes, Saccharomycodales, Saccharomycodaceae. Gene Ontology annotation, molecular function: double-stranded DNA binding; damaged DNA binding.